This is a messenger RNA of Malassezia sympodialis ATCC 42132, 822 nucleotides long. Its product is annotated as WD40 repeat domain-containing protein. The record is from RefSeq and is a predicted model, not a curated record. Gene Ontology annotation, molecular function: protein binding. Lineage: Eukaryota; Fungi; Basidiomycota; Malasseziomycetes; Malasseziales; Malasseziaceae.
AUGAUGAUACUUGGUAAACACGACAAUGGCGUGUGCCGCGUGUGUUACGAUCCCCAUUCGAAGCUGCUAUUUUCAGGCUCCUGGGAUGCCACUGUCAAGGUAUGGGAUCCUUAUGGAGAGCCGGCAGAUGCGCUCAAGGCCACUCUGACGAUGCCUGGCAAGGUAUUUGCCAUGGAUGUGUCGCCGCCCUCGGCGACGCUGCCAGCGCAGCUCGUCGUGGCUAUGAGUGACCGUGCUGUGCAUGUGUACAAUACGUCCAAGCUGCAGGUUGCUUUGAAUGGGCCAAAUGCUGACUCCUGUGAGCCUGAGCAGCGUCGCGAGAGCAGCCUCAAGUUCAUGCUCCGAGAUGUGAAGAGCACGCCGGAUGGGACUGGCUAUGUCACGUCAUCCGUGGAGGGGCGCGUCGCGGUGGAAUUUCUAGACACCAGCGAGGCAGCACAAGCGCAGAAAUAUGCGUUCAAGUGUCAUCGCAAGGAGGUCGAUGGUGUUGAUGUCGUAUACCCUAUUCAUGCUGUGGCCUUCCAUCCUGUGUAUGGUACAUUCGCGACCUGCGGUGGCGAUGCUCACUGUGCUCUCUGGGACCCCGUGGCCAAGAAGCGCAUUCGGCAGUAUGCGCUACCUUCACCUGUGAGCACGGCCUCAUUCAGCGCUGAUGGUAGUGUGCUCGUCAUUGCGAGUGGUGCAGAGAAUAUGGAAGAUGCGCACCAUCCGGGCUCCGAUGCUGGCGAAGUCGGGGGAAUCGGCGCCGGUGGACCGGGCCAUGUCCUUCUGCACAUCAAGUCGGCGACGGAAGAUGCCAAGCCCAAGGCCAAACCUGCUUAA